AUGGAUGAGUUCACCCAUGAAGUACAAGAAAUUUCUUUCAAUAACCAAAAUAGUGAAGAAGAACUAGUUGAAGAAAAAUUCGAAAGAUUUCAAUCACCUUAUAAUAAUAAUAUAAUUUAACAUUCUCAACGAAUUCAUCAGUCUCAUUCUAUUUUAAAUAAUAAUAAAGUUACUAAUCCACAUCUUUAUCAACAUCAUCAACAUCAUCAUCAGCAUCAUCAUCAACAACAUCAUCAUCAUACAAUAUGGAAAGGUAGACAGCAUAAAUAUCAUGAAACAUGUAUAAAAUUAAUAUAUUUAACAUGUGCUACAAUUAUUACAACAUGUUUUAUCAUUGAAUGUAUAUUAAUACAUUUAGUUAUAUUACCAUGUCGUCAUGAAUCGGGAUUUUUACCAACGAAUUGUACUUAUAUUGAAUCAAAAUUAAUAUCAUCAUCUGUUAAAUGUGAAAAUAAAUGUUCAAAAGAUCGUUCAAGUUUUCAAUGUAUACGUAUAUUAAUUAAAUAUUCUAGAUUAAAAGAAAAUUUUACAGCAAGUUUAUAUGAUAAUAUAGCAACAUAUCAAUAUUAUCAUUCACUUGGUGCUUUUGGAACUAGUCGACAAGAAACUAUCCUCAACCUAGGUUUCAUGUUAUUUGACACUUGUCAAAAACGUACAUAUAACCAUGAGGGGUCUUCUGGAGAUUGUAGUAAUUUAAUAGUUGAAUUCAUGAGUCAAUUAAAUCUAGACCACCAUGGAAAACCUGAAAGUAGUGGACGGCUGUAUGGGACUCGUCAGCAGUGCGCAUCGACGAUCCCUCUCGCGGGAUUCGAAUUUCAUGAGAGUUAUAAGUGUGCUACCAGUUCAUGUCAUCGUCAGAAUUCAGCAAACCAUGAAUGGGUACAAAAUUUUUGUCAAUUAAUUAAAAAUACUGUACAAUUUACAUGUUAUGUACAUGAAGAUCAUAUUAAUGAAGCUUUAUUACAUAAAUUCUAUGGACCAUCAACAAUGUUUGAUACAUUAUUUUGGCCAUUAACAUUAUUAUUUGUCUCGAGUUUAUGCUUAAUUAUUACAUGGUCUUUUGAUAAAUGUCAUGUAUGGCAUGAUGAAAAAACAAUAAUUGCAUAAUAUUAAAUAUUGACUUUACAUAAUCAGAACUGACGGUAGUAUUAUAAUGAACGAAUAUUCAAGGUGAAGAAGACCAAUUCAUUUUUAAAUGCGAAAUCAUACACCUUUGAAUGAUCUGUUACAAGACUUAUUGUUCUUUCAUUUCUGUUGUUAUGAUGGUUGCUUUUUAGUUUCCUUCUCUCUUCUUUUCAUUGCAACUUUUCUCAACUUUCUACGAUCAGGUUUUCUAAUUUCUACUGGUGUUACAUACUACUUAUAUCCGUAAACAUAAGUAGCAUACACUACAGUAUAUAUUGUAAAUAAUAAUCAUUACUAAACUAAUAGUUAUAUAGUCUUAAUUAAAUAGCCUAAGGGAAAUCAAUGAACGUUUUCAUUCAACUACAGAAUAGAAUAGAUAGAAACAACUAAAUGAAACCUCUUGAUUUCAUACGAAAAGUAUUGUUACAUUAUCAUUUUAGGAUGAAAAAAAAGAACAUAACUGAAUUUGUCAGAUAUUUUUGAUUUAUUUUACAUUGGUUAAGAUGUCUUCUGUUUCAUAGAAUAAAUAUUUGUAGAAUAAAGUAUAUAUCUUUUCAUUUAUGAUUGCUUACCAGUAUAAAAGAUGGAUAUGCUAUAGGGAAAUAACCGAAACAUUACAGAUUUAAAUGAAAGAGCUUCAUAAGUACUGUUAUGUACUUUGGUCUAUCUACUCACUCUUGGUGCUGAGGUUACUGUCU
Schistosoma haematobium is the source of this 1823-nucleotide messenger RNA. RefSeq lists its product as uncharacterized. Lineage: Eukaryota; Metazoa; Platyhelminthes; Trematoda; Strigeidida; Schistosomatidae. Gene Ontology annotation, biological process: potassium ion transport; detection of calcium ion. Gene Ontology annotation, molecular function: potassium channel regulator activity; calcium-activated potassium channel activity. The coding region runs from base 628 to 1107 and encodes 159 amino acids. Gene Ontology annotation, cellular component: voltage-gated potassium channel complex; membrane. The transcript has 4 exons. The record is from RefSeq and is a predicted model, not a curated record.